AUGAUAUUCAACAAUCGGAUACUAUUCCUUCUAUUGGUAUUUCUAAAUUUGAUUAUUGCAAAGCAUUACAGUGCUGCUGUCCAUAAUCAUGACAAUAUUAUAUUGAUUUCAUCGGUCAUUGGUAGACAGCUAAAAUUCGAUGUUGAAGGGAUCAAGGAGUUCGUAGACGAUGAAAAUUUUGAAACAAUUAUUUGGUACAAAGGUAUUACCGAUUUAAAACCAUUGAUAUCUAAUUCAGAAUCAUCCAUAAACUCCUACGAUUUACCAGUCGAAUAUAAUGUUUCAAAUCGAUCACGAUACUCGUUAGUAAAUCAAACAAUACUUGCAAUUGAACAAACAUCAAUUGGUGACGAAGGAUUUUAUACAUUAAAGAUCAUUUCGGAGUUAAACAGCCAUCAACAAUAUAUUUAUCAUGUAGUCUUAUUCAUACAAAAUCUGUCACUUUUUCUAACUCCACCAUCGUUUCAACAAGUUAAUUAUCGUGCCGAGCAAUCAGUUAAUUUAACAUGUUCAAUUUCUUUAUAUGCCGAUCCUAAUUACAUUAAACAGAUAGGCUCUUUAUUUUCAUCGAUGUGGUAUAUGAUUAUCUAUAAUAAUGAUGCUGAUCAUUAUCAAUUACUUUCAUCAACAUCAGUUUCUUACUCAUACACAGCUUAUCUCGUCAACUAUGAACUUAAUAAAAAUGAUCAUAAUCAAACAGUGUUUUGUACACUUAUUCAACAGAAGUUAAAACCAACUGUUCUACUCAAUGCUACUCUACCCGAUGUGUUAAAUAUUCAAUAUAAAGCAUAUUUAUAUGGUAAUUAUUACUUUACACGUUCAUUUAAUAGUUAUUCAUCAAUUGAAAUUAAUUGUGAAGAAUUCUAUGGAAAUCCAAAACCAAUGUAUACACUCAUAUGGAUGUUAAAUGGAGAAAAUCGAACACUAUUAAAUAAAACACAACAUGGGAAAUAUGUUAUCGACAGCGCUACUUGGCGAAAUCGAGGUAACGAUUCUUACUACUACGAAUAG
Molecule: messenger RNA, 1011 nt
Organism: Rotaria socialis
Lineage: Eukaryota; Metazoa; Rotifera; Eurotatoria; Philodinida; Philodinidae
Source: the annotation of a GenBank genome assembly